AUGUACGCCGCUCAGAAUAUAACGCCAACAGUUUUGGAUGCCAUGAACGGAAAUGUUUCCGAAUGGUAUAACGAAUGCGACAAUGCCAUUAGAAGGUCAGAAAUAGUUCCUGGAACUUACGAAUAUACAACUGCUGUUUCUUAUGGAAACGUAGGUGAGUUUGGAGAAGGUUCUUCAACAACAGUAGAUAUUGCUUGCGACAGGUUUCAUAUUAUUUCUAUUGACAACUCAUUCUUAUACGUGGAACAAGACAUUGAAAUAAAACCUUCUGCCAAGUUGUCUGACAAGAAAGGUUGCAAUGGAAUUUUCUAUGUCGGAUACCAAUAUGCUCCAGAAGUUUUCAUGGGAUAUAAGAUAUAUUCUAACUCUGACUUAGUUCAAACAGUAACAUGGGCAAACUAUGAAUGGUUCGCUUUGAGAAACUCAGUACAACCACAAGCUAGAGAACAAACAGACCAGUAUGCAACUAUUGAGAAAAUAAGAAGACUUGACCCUAACGUUCCAGGAGUUUAUGUUAACCUUUCUGGACAAACUGCAGCAGCAGUAACCAAAGUAAAACUGAAACUUAGAGUUCCUUUGUCAUCUUUCCUCAUCUUCAGGUUUUUAAGAUACUUGCCAAACUGG
Messenger RNA from Trichomonas vaginalis G3, 624 nucleotides. RefSeq lists its product as uncharacterized. The annotation marks the transcript as partial. The transcript has a single exon. Lineage: Eukaryota; Parabasalia; Trichomonadida; Trichomonadidae. The record is from RefSeq and is a predicted model, not a curated record.